GUAUAGACGAUACUUACCGUCCAUAAAUCACAUAAAGCCUCGAAAAACACUGCAACGCCUGUGGAACUAAAGAUCCCCUAGCUAGGGUUUUCAUUUUCUCUCUAUCUGCACCAAAGGUAAGUUUCAAGAGCGUUGCGGAUAGCCUUGCAAUGACGACCGUCGUUCCUACCUCCGAAGAAGAUCCGGCCCUCGCCGUCGUCCGCUUCACCUCUGAGCUUGCCUGGGCGGAUGCGGGUCCUGAGGUUGUAGAGCAACAAGUUUCUAGGCUUUGUUUGGAAGCUCAAGAAUGUAUCGUGAUGGGCAGAUGGCUGGACUUGGCCUCUCUAAUGCUUACUUCAGCUGACUUGAUAUUCUCCAACUCUAAGGUGUCAGAGAAAGAUCUUGAGUGUAUCUUCACUGUUAUCUGCAAUCUUGUCUCUAAGUCUGAAAGUCCUGAUGAACAACUUGAGAUGGCAAAACUUUUAUGCGGAAAAAUCAUUCAGCAACCAACUGACAAGCCUGCAUUGCGAUUGAAGAUCUUGUUCAAUCUGUACAAUCUGCUGGAGAACACAUACAGCCGGUUCUAUGUUUACAUGAAGGUUCUAAAUUUAGCAGCGAGUGGAAAAGUCACAGAGCAUGUCAUACCUUCUUUCAAAAAGAUCGAUAGCUUCUUGAAAGAGUGGAAUCUUGAGGUGAAGGAUCAGAGGGAUCUUUUUCUUGGCAUUUCUAAUGUACUGAGAGAGAGUAAGAGCUCAGGAAAGGAUUCUUUCAAAUUCCUGACCAAGUAUUUAGCUACCUUCUCUGGUGAGGAUGCAUAUGCAAUGGGUGAAGCCAAGGAGGAAGCUGUGCGCACAAUUAUCGAAUUUGUCAAGGCACCUGACAUGUUUCAGUGUGACCUGCUAGAUAUGCCUGCUGUGGGGCAGUUGGAAAAGGACGCUAAAUAUGCUUUGGUAUAUCAGCUUUUGAAGAUCUUUCUGACUCAGAGGCUAGAUGCCUACUUAGAGUUUCAGGCUGCAAAUUCUGCUUUGCUGAAAAGCUAUGGUCUUGUUCAUGAGGAUUGUAUAGCAAAGAUGAGAUUGAUGUCAUUAGUGGAUCUUGCCUCAGAUGGAUCUGGUCGAGUUCCAUAUACUCUUAUCAAGGAUACUCUUCGGAUUAACGAUGAUGAGGUGGAAUUAUGGGUAGUGAAGGCAAUAACUGCUAAGUUAAUCAACUGUAAAAUGGACCAGAUGUCUCAAGUUGUACUUGUUAGUAGCUGUGCCGAGCGUGUAUUUGGGCAGCAUCAGUGGCUGGCACUUAGAUUAAAACUAGCUACAUGGAGGGAUAAUAUUGCGAAUGUGAUAAACGCCAUCCAAGCUAACAAGAUAACUGAAGAUGGAUCACAGGCAAUGCAAGGGUUGAUGAUUCGUUAGGUUUCUUUAUUCAUAGUCAUUAGUUCCAAGGACAAUUUCCACGUGGAUUGUGGAGUGGGUGGGACGGUGAUCUGGGUCGAUGCUGUGUUACUUCUGGUUAUAAUUUUGUUUCAGUUAGAGCCAGUGUAUAGGGAAUUUUGACACAGAUGUUCUGACAUUCUUCUAUGGUGCAUGAUUUUACAGAGAGUGUAUGUAUCAUCUUCCAGUCUUCUGCAUUUAAUUUUGAUGUUAAAUUGAUUUUCAGGUUUCUUCAUAGAUUUUUCAUUAUGUUGUAAUUAAAUGUUUGGUAGGAAUGUUGAAAAUUAUGGAAAACAUUUUUUCAAUAAAAUAACGAAUUUUUGCUGUU
Molecule: messenger RNA, 1734 nt
Organism: Hevea brasiliensis (rubber tree)
Lineage: Eukaryota; Viridiplantae; Streptophyta; Magnoliopsida; Malpighiales; Euphorbiaceae
Exons: 10
Coding region: 150-1388 (412 amino acids)
Biological process (GO): cytoplasmic translational initiation
Cellular component (GO): eukaryotic translation initiation factor 3 complex; cytoplasm
Molecular function (GO): translation initiation factor activity
Source: RefSeq, a predicted model, not a curated record